AUUGAUCCCAGAUUGACAGCCGUAGAAAGAAGAAUGGAGGGAGAAUGAAUGAUGCCUACUUGUCAACAAGCGUCAGCGCUUCAGAGUCAGGGCGCAUGCGCAGUGCUCACGCUCUGGAUGCUGCUCAAUAUAGAAAAGCAACCUGCCUGUACGCUAAGGUAACGCUUUAAAGCAAAGGAAAUGCCUCGAUUUAAUGUUUCAGAUAUCCAAGAUCGAAUGUGGAUCGCCGCAAAACAUCUGACAAAAUGUGCGGACGCCAAUGUUUCUCCGCGCUCCGAUGGUUUCAUCUUUGGUCCACAAUACCACUUGCUUAACUGACAUACGAGGACUGAGACGUAAAUAGCCGAUAGAGUCAAUAUCAAAAAAAUCCACAAAUAUGAACAUUAGGUUUCUUAACAAGCGAAGGCUGGACUGUACGUGUGCGGUGCUGCUAUGGCUGCAUACGGCGAUGUGGAUGUGGUGUUCGGCAGCCGAAGAGCAUCAUUUCAGCGUUGAGGCAUGGUUACAGAAGUAUGGCUACCUUCAUCAUACACAACCUAACAUGGCUGUUCUGAGAUCAGCUCAAACCAUGAAGUCUGCUAUUGCUGCUAUGCAGCGCAAGUAUGGACUCAACAUCACAGGGACUUUAGACAAGGACACUAUUGAUUGGAUGAAGAAACCCAGAUGUGGGGUACCAGACAAGUAUGAAAAUGUGUCUGGAUUGCGAAGGAGGAAGCGUUAUGCACUAACUGGACAGAAGUGGCAACGCACAUAUAUCACAUACAGCAUUAAGAAUGUCACUCCCAAAGUGGGUGCGCGAGAAACCCACGAGGCCAUUCGUCGGGCAUUUGACGUAUGGCAAGGCGUCACGCCAUUACGUUUUGAAGCAGUGCCGUACAGCGCUCUGGAAAGCGGCAAACGUGAUGUGGACAUUACCAUUAUAUUUGCCUCUGGCUUUCAUGGUGACAGCUCUCCCUUUGACGGAGAGGGAGGCUUCCUGGCACACGCUUAUUUCCCAGGACCGGGCAUAGGGGGCGACACGCACUUCGAUUCGGACGAACCCUGGACGCUGGGCAACCCAAACCAUGAUGGUGAGAGAACAGCAGGCAAUGACCUGUUUCUAGUGGCGGUACAUGAACUUGGUCAUGCCUUAGGACUGGAACAUUCGAAUGAUCCUACAGCUAUUAUGGCUCCGUUCUACCAGUACAUGGACACGGACAGCUUCAAACUGCCUCAUGAUGAUCUACAGGGAAUACAGAAAAUAUAUGGUCCUCCAGAUAAAAACCCACAACCAACAAGAUUACUCACAACCGCCACGCCUCCCCGCCUGCACCCUCAGUCUGACCCUCGAAAACAUGACCGCCAGGGUCGCCCUCAUCGCCCCCCACAGAAGUCAAAACCUGCCCAUCCCAACUCCAAUCCCAACAUCUGCGAUGGAGGCUUCAACACUCUGGCACUCCUACGGCAGGAGCUGUUUGUCUUCAAAGAUCAGUGGUUCUGGAGGGUAAGAGAUAAUUCUGUGGUGCCUGGAUACCCAAUGCAAAUUAGUUACUUCUGGAGAGGUCUGCCUCCUAAGAUCGAUGCGGUCUACGAAAACAGUGAAGGGAAGUUUGUCUUCUUCAAAGGGAACCGGUUUUGGGUGUUUAAAGACACCACUCUUCAGCCCACAUAUCCUCAGGACAUUUCUCUUUUUGGCAGUGGAAUGCCCACACAGAGCAUUGAGACGGCAGUUUGGUGGGAAGAUGUGGCCAAAACCUACUUCUUUAAAGGGGAUAGGUACUGGAGGUACAGUGAGGAUAUGAGGACCAUGGACCCCGGCUAUCCAAAACCCAUCACUGUGUGGAAGGGCAUCCCAGAUUCUCCACAGGGAGCAUUUGUGGAUAAAGCUAAUGGCUUCACCUACUUCUACAAAGGAAAGGAAUAUUGGAAGUUCAACAAUCAGCGGCUGAGAGUGGAACCGGGUUACCCCCGCUCCAUCCUUCGGGAUUUCAUGGGCUGCGAUGGGCUACCGGCCGACCCAGACUGGGACUGGAUUCCCCCGCAGGAAGAGGAUCCGCAGCAGUACGACCACGAUGAUGUGGAUAUUGUGCUGAAGCUGGAGAGCAGCGGCGGGACGGAGAAAGCGGUGGCCAUCGCCAUCCCCUGCGUCCUGGCCCUGUGCAUGAUGGUCCUGUUGUUCACCGUCUUUCGCUUCAAGAGGAAGGACACGCAGCGUCACAUACUGUACUGCAAGCGCUCAAUGCAGGAAUGGGUCUGAGACAUGGACGUUCUGCUCACAAAACUGUUUCUUGAAAAACCUGUCAAAGGUGUGGGGUUUGAGUAAUCGACAAACUUAGGUGUUGAGUGUUUGCGCUGACACGGACAACAUGAACAAACAACGUUCCUACAGGUGGCAAUGUGUCAUUUUUGUAUGGUUUUGGACCUUCGGCUUUGGGCGUCCAUUUUGGUUGUCGAAAUCCUCUGCAGGACUAAACUGUUACUCUACAAACCAUACUGUACUUUUCAACUGACUAGAGAAUUAUAUCAUGUGAGGUGUCACUCUGAAAAAACUUGCUUGUGUUGAAAAACUGAUACCCAAACCAAAUAUGCCCUUAGUGUCCAAAGAGGAUCGCUUCACUCACGUGGAUAUUAUGAGACGACUGGCUUCUUGAUCACCAUUUGAGUUUCAUUCAGCUACAUUCACCUUAAUGUAAAAUACAUGAUCUGUCUCGGAAAUCAGAAUGACCGUGUCAAAGUAUAUAUAUAACAUUGGGGCUACCUGCAAUAUUUUGUUGAAUGCCUUAAUCACAUGCAGAGUUUAUUUUUGUGUGUAUUAGUGUACGUAUGUGUGAAUGUGUCUCUUUCCUUGAUCUUUGGUGGUGUUUUUUGCUCAUCAUUGCUCUUUUGAUUUAUGGCUGACUGAAAAUUGCAGUAAGUUUGCAGUAAGUGCCACUGACUGUUCAAAAGUUUGAGUGAAACUCAGAUUCAAAGUAAACACGGCUGCUCUUCACAUUCGCACUGCUCCACAAUCCAAAACUGCAGCAUUGAAAUCAGACUUUUGGUCCUUCCGAUAAAAAUAUAAUGCAUUGGUUAAACAGAAAAAUGAUCUUUAGCAAAACAUACCUUAUUAAUCUGCUCUCAAGAAUUAAUGGAAUAUCUAAGAAUUAUGUAAAAGAAAACUGAUAUUAGCUUAGUUGUGAUGCAAUAUUUAGACUAGAUUUGAAUUAAAGGGCCGGUGCUUGCAAUGCAGAAAUAGAAUAGUUGGUAAAGUCGUAGGUGAGCUUAUAGGUUCUGUGUGAAUGAAAUGCAACAUCAGAACUGCUUUGCUGUCAUCAUGAAGCGCAGCAUCUUGUUUUUCUAUCUGCGGUGCAUGAGAAAAAACACAGAGUGAUGCUGUCAUGCAGAGUGAAUAUAAAUGGUUUAAUAGAAAUACGCCAUAAUGAUGUCAUCUGACUGACAAUAACGGUCGUGAUGUUUCAGGCUUUAAAUUAAAAAGUUAAAUUAAAUAUGGUGUAUAAAGCAAGUUAGAACUGGCCAAUUGCAAUUUAGAACUCAUAACUGUCAGUUACAAGUUGACUGUGUGAACAAAGUGAUUUUUUAAGAAACAAAUCAAAUGUUUUAAGAGUUUUUGAAACAUUGCCACCUUGCAAGCACUGACCCAGCGUUUACCUGAUAAAGGCCAUACAUGAGUCCUUUAUACAUGCUGUUAUAAGUGUUAUAAGCUCUGUUGGCAUGGGUUUGGGUAUAAUAGCAUUUGUUGCACAGCUGCAAUCCGAACAAUAUUCUGCUUAUUUCUGUUUAAACAUGCUGCGAGCAUGAUCAUUCUCAACAGAGUGUAUCUAUCGCUGAAUGCUGUUCGAUUUUUCUUUUGACUGUCUCUUGGUCGUGCAGUAUUGAGUUAUCGUCUUAUGCCUUGUUUUAUUCUCAUGUUUUUAUGAACUGAUUUAAUUUCUAAAUGUGUUUAAUGGACUACCAUACCAUCAGCAUCGACUCUCUUCCAGUCAUGAGACGUGCUCAUGGAUCUGUAACCUGUUGUUUACAUCAUUUACAGAAGGACCUCCUCGAGUUUCAAGGUCUCUUAUGCUGUAUAUAUCUCAUAUAGUGUCUUUAUUAUGGACACGAAAGGCAAAUUAUGCAGUACACCAAUAAUAAGAUAUUACCUAUUAUCACAUGUGGCGCGUGAAUCAUUCUUGUGAACUGACAUUUUAAUUAAAUGUACCAGGCAACCAUGAAUCAUUAACAUGUAGUUUAAAGCUGAAAUCCAUGAAAUCAGGUUGUUUGGACGAUACGAUUAAACAAUUAAAAAUGAUU
Triplophysa rosa is the source of this 4269-nucleotide messenger RNA. It is a transcript of the gene mmp16b, whose product is annotated as matrix metallopeptidase 16b (membrane-inserted). Gene Ontology annotation, molecular function: zinc ion binding; metalloendopeptidase activity. Lineage: Eukaryota; Metazoa; Chordata; Actinopteri; Cypriniformes; Nemacheilidae. The coding region runs from base 377 to 2236 and encodes 619 amino acids. The record is from RefSeq and is a predicted model, not a curated record. Gene Ontology annotation, biological process: proteolysis; extracellular matrix organization; skeletal system development. Gene Ontology annotation, cellular component: extracellular matrix. The transcript has 10 exons.